This is a messenger RNA of Auanema sp. JU1783, 645 nucleotides long. Lineage: Eukaryota; Metazoa; Nematoda; Chromadorea; Rhabditida; Rhabditidae. The record is from the annotation of a GenBank genome assembly.
AUGGGGAACGAACAAAGCUCUUCCUCGUCCGCCCCGUCUUCAUCCUCUUUUCCUUUUUUACCGAAUAAAGGUAGUGUAAAGAAGAGUAAGGGAAUAGUUGUUGUAAAGGAUGGCGCUGUCAAACAAACCACAAUAGAUGAAGAUGAGAUGUACAAAAGAUUCAGGGAUAUCCCGAAGUUCCUCCCAAUUCUUCUCGCUGCUAUCGGUAAAAAAGAUAUUUCCAUUGAUAGCACUCUCAAAUCUCUCAGUUCUCCUAUCCUCAGAUUUUCCGCUCGUCUUCAUGAACACAUCCAAGUUUGUUCUAAAGUACUCAUAUUAGAGCAAAACUCCCUAGACUCUCAAACUAAGAAACUUGAUGUUGAACUCACCACCGUGGCUACUACAUUAACAAAUAAAAAAAAGGCUUGCGAUGAAAUGGCAGAGAUUGUUUCCAAGUUCAACAAAGUCAAAGAUGAAGUAAAAGCCAUCCAAGUACUGUUAGAAGAGCUUGUGCCUGCUGCCGAAACCCUCAAUGAGCUUCUGCCUCCUACAGAACGUCUACCGCGCAUAAAUUUCCAAUCUGUUCUUCACAACUCACGCGAGUCUAAUUCUAACUUGAGUACUCCUCGAAAACAAAUAGACGAAAUAAAAGUUGUGGAUGGUUGA